UUGCCCCCGCGGUAAAAUGUUCCUUCCACCACCACCUGAACUCAAAAAGCUCCUUCUCUGGAUCUUAGCCGCCUCUCUCUCUCUCUCUCUGCCUUCGUGUCUACAAAAUCCAAAAUAGAAGGACAAAAUAAAAUCCUCCUCUCAAAUUUAGCUAAGAGAUUAAGAAAAAAGCCACGAAAAAAGAGGAUUGAUUUGCUAAACUACUGAGAUUUUCCUCGAAAUCUUACGGUUAAUUGGUCCGAUCUCCAGUCGCCGUCCACCAUUCAUCUGAUCUAGUGCUUCGAUCAUGUGAGAGGCAGAAGGCAACUGAGGGAAGUGAUCAAAUCGAAUGGCCUCGAUCCGACGAACUCUCUCGCCAGCCUAUCACGACCGUCCGUACCAGAACGGUACUGCACCUUCCCCACUCUCCGCCUCGCCAUCGGACAAACUGUUGCCCAACGGUAGUGGCAACACUGGCGGUUACAAAUACUACUACUCUCCACAUUUGCCUUUGUUUUUCACUGCUCUGCUAAGCCGAUUUCUCGGCGCGGUCUUCUUACCGAAGAACUCCCGCAAGGGAGGAUCAUGGAGGCGGCCGUUUGGCCAUUGCGCGGUGCUGUUCAUGUUGGGAUUCCUCUUAGGAAUGAUGCCGUUUGGGCACGUCUUUGAAGACGCCAGCACCCGCGACUUCUCGUUCGAGAUUAAGCCGCCGUACGUCAACGUGCGGCUAAACGAGGAGGCUGCCGAUGUCAAGGUUAAGCGCGAGGAAUUGCUGCUCGAUACGGUGAGCUUCGGGGUUCGCGCGCAAGUGGACGAGAUCUCUUCGUCGAGGUUUGACUACGUGCCUAGGAAGCCGAUAAUUGUGGUGACGGCAACUUAUAAUCGGGCGAUGCAGGCUUAUUUCUUGAACAGGCUCGCGCAGACAUUGCGGCUGGUUCAGCCGCCGCUACUUUGGAUAGUGGUGGAGGCCAAUGGGGCCUCGUUCGAAACAGCCGAGAUACUGAGAAAGACCGGGGUUAUGUAUAGGCACUUGGUUUGCAGCAAGAAUUUGACCAAUGUUAAGGACAGAGGAGUUCAUCAGAGGAACGUGGCUCUGGAGCACAUCGAGCUGCAUAGGCUCGAUGGAAUUAUCUACUUCGCUGAUGAUGAUAAUAUAUACUCGCUUGAGUUGUUUGAGAACUUAAGGGAAAUCAGCCGUUUUGGUACUUGGCCUGUUGCCAUGCUUGCGCCAAGCAAAAACAAGGCAAUUUUGGAAGGUCCAGUAUGCAAUGGAAGUCGAGUAAUUGGAUGGCACACAAACGAGAAAAGUAAAAGACUUCGUAGAUUUCAUGUUGACAUGUCAGGAUUUGCUUUUAAUAGCACUAUACUAUGGGACCCAAAGAGAUGGCAUUGUCCCUUUUCAAACCCAAUUCGGCAAUUAGACACUGUGAAGGAAGGCUUUCAAGAAACUACAUUUAUAGAACAAAUAGUGGAAGAUGAAAGUCAAAUGGAAGGUAUACCACCUGGUUGUUCCAAGAUUCUGAACUGGCAUCUUCAUUUGGAUGCCUGUGGUCUUGCUUAUCCUAAAGGCUGGAUACUUCAGAAAAACCUUGAUGUUGUACAACCUGUCAUGUGAUUGAAUUUCAACCCCAAAAAUUUUAUGCCAAAGCCUUUGAUUGGUGUCUAUUGGCUCUAACUUCAUGUUGGUGGAUCUUCCUCGGAAAGAGUAUUGCUUCACUUGCUACCAACAAUGUUAAGGCAGCACCCUCAUACUUGUAUAAUGAGCUCUGAAAAAAUGAUGAAGAAACAGAAGACUGAUAAAUUUCUUUGUAGAUUUUUUCCAAUGAUGUUCUUUCACAGAGGAAGAAACUUGUUUUAUGGUAGAGUUCUGGUGCAUUUAGUUUUUGUUUUCUUUUGUUGGGGUUAGAGGAGUGGGUAAUUGGUGUUGGGGGUGGGGUGAGGUGGGGAAGGGAUGUUUGUGGGGGUUGGGUUGAUUGCUAAAAUUUUUGGGACAUAUUAGACACAGAGGAAAGGUCUCGUUAGAAGCAGGCGUUUGAUGUGGUGUUGUAAUUUGUUGUUGAUCCAAUACAUUGUAUGUGACACAGGCGUUUACCAAUAUCAUUCCUUGAGAAAAAUACAGAACUUAUCAUGCCCUUGGGGCUGGUAUACUCUGUUUAUAUUGCUA
Messenger RNA from Carica papaya (papaya), 2143 nucleotides. RefSeq names its product Nucleotide-diphospho-sugar transferases superfamily protein (gene IRX9-L). NCBI's taxonomy places the organism in Eukaryota, Viridiplantae, Streptophyta, Magnoliopsida, Brassicales, Caricaceae. Gene Ontology annotation, biological process: plant-type secondary cell wall biogenesis; glucuronoxylan biosynthetic process. Gene Ontology annotation, cellular component: Golgi membrane. The record is from RefSeq and is a predicted model, not a curated record. Gene Ontology annotation, molecular function: xylosyltransferase activity; galactosylgalactosylxylosylprotein 3-beta-glucuronosyltransferase activity.